UUUUGAAUACCCCCUCAACACAACAUGGUGAAACUCAGCUUGAAGGAUGUGGACGUCCAAGGCAAGCGCGUCUUGAUGCGUGUGGACUUUAACGUUCCCUUCGACAAGAAAACUGGUGAAAUCUCCAACUCCCAACGUGUGGAUGCUGCUCUGCCCACGAUCCAAUUCGCACUCGACAACGGCGCCAAGAGUGUCGUGUUGAUGUCCCAUCUCGGCCGCCCCGACGGGUCUGCGAUCGCCAAGUACUCGUUGAAGCCCGUGGCGGAACUGUUGAAGAAGAAGCUCAACCGAGACAUCAUCUUCUUGAACGACUCCGUGGGUGCCGAAGUCGAAGCUGCGUGUCAAAACCCUGCGAAUGGCUCGGUGAUCUUGCUGGAAAACCUGCGCUUUCACGUUGAAGAAGAAGGCAAGGGUAAGGACUUGGACGGCAACAAGAUCUCCGCGACCAAGGAACAAGUUGCUGCGUUCCGUGCGAGCUUGAGCAAAUUGGGCGAUGUGUACGUGAACGACGCGUUCGGCACGGCCCAUCGCGCGCACAGCUCCAUGGUUGGCUGCGAUUUGCCUGUGAAAGCCGCGGGUUUCUUGAUGGACAAGGAACUCGUGUACUUUUCCAAGGCUUUGGACGCUCCCGAGCGCCCGUUCUUGUCGAUCUUGGGCGGUGCCAAAGUAGCCGACAAGAUCCAACUGAUCUUGAACAUGCUCGACAAGGUGGACGAAAUGAUUGUGGGCGGCGGCAUGGCGUUCACCUUCAAGAAGGUGAUCGAUCAAAUGGAGAUUGGUUCGUCUUUGUACGACGAAGAAGGCUCGAAGAUCGUCCAGAACAUCGUGGCCAAGGCGCAGGAACGCGGCGUGAAGCUCCACUUGCCCGUGGAUUUCGUGAUUGCCAACAAAUUCUCCUCCGACGCCGAAACCCGCGUUGUCGACGACUCGGAAGGCAUCCCCCAAGGCUGGUUGGGCUUGGACGUCGGCCCCAAGACCAACGCGAUCUUUGCUGCCGCCGUCGCCCGCGCCAAAACGAUCGUGUGGAACGGACCCAUGGGAGUGUUUGAAUUCGAUGCAUUUGCCCAAGGCACGAAGAACGUCAUGGACGCUGUGGUUGCCGCGACCGCGGGCGGUGCCACCACGAUCAUUGGCGGCGGCGACACGGCCACAUGCUGCGUGAAAUACGACACCGAAGACAAGGUGAGCCAUGUAAGCACCGGCGGGGGAGCCAGCUUGGAGCUGCUGGAAGGCAAGGUGUUGCCCGGCGUGGCGGCGCUGACCGACGUGUAAAGUUGCAUAUAUGAGUGUGCCGAAUACAAGGAAAUCGCCGUACUUUUAAUACAUUUAUUGCCCUCGUGCUGUGCCUUACUGUAUCGUCAUGCACACCCAGCGUCAGUUGCUAAUCAUGUCGUGAAGCAGCAUCACCACGUCGUCGUUGUCCCCCAUCUCGCCCAAAAAUGUGGCGUCCAUUGACAACAAGCCCGUCGCUGCCGUGCCAGCUGCGACCCGCCCCCCCUCUGCUUCCCCUGCUGCCCAAGACUGGACCCCCGUCUACGUGGCCGUGGCCGUGGCUGCGUCGGUUCUGGCCGUCGCCGUCGCUGUGUUCCGUAAAAAGUAAUCCAAGAAUCAAUUGUCACAAUAAACCUCA
Molecule: messenger RNA, 1630 nt
Organism: Aphanomyces astaci
Lineage: Eukaryota; Oomycota; Saprolegniomycetes; Saprolegniales; Verrucalvaceae
Product: phosphoglycerate kinase 1, variant
Exons: 3
Coding region: 25-1272 (415 amino acids)
Biological process (GO): gluconeogenesis; glycolytic process
Cellular component (GO): cytosol
Molecular function (GO): phosphoglycerate kinase activity; ADP binding; ATP binding
Source: RefSeq, a predicted model, not a curated record